Molecule: messenger RNA, 606 nt
Organism: Thlaspi arvense
Lineage: Eukaryota; Viridiplantae; Streptophyta; Magnoliopsida; Brassicales; Brassicaceae
Source: the annotation of a GenBank genome assembly
AUGUAUCUCCCUCCUCUAGACCCCUCAUCAAUUCCCACCUCUUCCUCUGCGAGACCAAUUCCGAGGAUGAUGCUACAGAGAUGCGAAAAUGGAUCUAAGAUGAGGAAGCUGAACGAUGAUGUUGUUGAAGAAGACAAUAACACAUUACAGAUUCAGCCAAACAUCACACAUGCAAAUGAGAAGAAUCUUGUACUUGCCGAACCAGAACCAGAACCAGGUUUGGUUCCUUAUACACAAGAUCCCACAACUCAAGUUACUGUUUUCUGGACUCAGAAAGUAUCGGCCAAAGAACAGUUGUAUACGUUAUGUGGUGUGAGGCAUUGGAAAGCACCAGCGUACGAUUGCAGCGACCAAGACGGACCUUGCAAUGUGAGAUUAUUUAUGGUCAAAGUAACGGUUGAAAUGAAGGAGGAUUCCAGGAUAACGGUUUUGGAGUGUUUUGGGGAUCCACAGAACAAGAAGAAGAUCGCAGCUGAGCAGGCAGCAGAAGCAGCGCUUUGGUAUCUCAAGAAUGCUGGUUAUACACUUCAGACAGGAAAAGCUUCUGGUCGCCGAAGGCGGACAAAACCCGUUACAGAAGACGAUGGUAACAGAAAAACCGUGUAA